UGAGGGCGCCACCCGGGACAAAGCUUAGCUUUCAUGCAUUGCCAGUUGGGAAACUUAAAGUUCAAAUUGAAACUCACCACACUAACACGCUAGUGGACGACGGAGCAGAAAUCACCCUCAUACGACGAGAUUUCGCAAUGGUCACGGGGUGCAUGGUAAACAAGGAAGUAGCAGGGAGUAUCCGGGGAGCCGGUGGCGAAAUUCCUUUCACAUGGUAUGUCACCAAAUGUGUAGUCAGGGCGGGAAUCCGGGAAUCCAUCUGGUCCUUUCAAAGGAUAACCGUGAUGGAAGAAAUGGAUCACGACGUAAUCCUCGGGAGACCAUGGUGCACCAAUGUGGAAAUGAUAGGAAUGCAUCUGAACGACGACACAUACAUGGUAGACAUAGAGGACCCAGUGACUGGCCGCAGAGAACUCCUCCGACUUCUUGGGACCGGAGGGGACCCUCCGAAGGGCAAAUUGGCAACCUGGUCUCCUACAUUCGAAGAAAGUGCGCGGAAGGGGGCAUUCGCACAAAUGAAAGGCAUGAGGGAAAGGGUAGAAAUUAUGAUUGAGGAGGCUUUUAGUAAAAAGGAAUGGAUCAAGAUGGGUCUGUCCGUAAAGAAGAGGAGGCCAGAGGACGAGCCCCUGGGAGUUAUGGUGGCGGAAAAGGAGCAGGAAGUUGAACUUGGGGCCAGUCUGCCCAAGCCAAAGAAAGGGCGUAAUGAGACCCCCGAGCUAGCGCUCGAAAUCCCAGACCUGUUGCAACUUGUUAAGGCAAUCAGGUACCACAAAGUGGGAGUGAACCCGACAACACUUGCCAAGUUUGAGAAUGAGGUCAAGUCGGUCUCGAUCCUAGUAGAAACAUCAAAGGAAGAGGUCAUGGAAAAAGAGGAGGAGAUUCUACGGGUUAUAAGGGAGAGACGCGCAACGGAAGGGCAUCGCAUACCAGAUAAGGUAGCAGAUACCGUGAAAAUAGGAGUGGAAGGGUUUCUAACAGCGGAAGAAACUCAGUUGAUAAGAAAGGCAUGCCAGAAGUUUCAUCUAGCUUUCGCUUUCAAUGACCAUCAGAAAGGGCGAUUGAACGCAAAGCUAGUUCCCCCUGUCAGGAUCCACACCGUACAGCACGAGUGUUGGAAUGAUAAAGGGCCCGCCUAUGAGUUUGGGAUAGCAGCGGAGGUCAUCGACCUGCUUAGAGCGAAGAUAGACUCUUUCGUAGCUGAACCCACCGCAUCCCCCUACGCGAACAAGUGGUUCGUGUUCAGGAAGCCCAAUAAGACUCUCAGGUGGAUCCAGGACCUGCAGAAGCUCAAUGCGGUAACAAUUAGGGAUGCAGGCUCGCUUCCACAGGCCGAUUUGUUGGCAGAAUCUCAUGUGGGGCGGAGUAUUUACUCCCUGGUAGACUUGUACUCAGGAUAUGAUCAGUUGCCGCUCGAUGCGAGGGAUAGACCAUACACCGCAAUGCACACCCCCGUAGGACAGUUACAGAUGCAAGUGACCCCUAUGGGUUUCACAAAUGCGAUAGCAGAGGCGCAGAGGAGGAUGCUCGCCGUCACAGGGGAUAUGUUUCCAGAAAAGUGUGAACCGUAUAUAAAUGAUAAUCCCAUAAAAGACGCAAGGUACAAGGACGAGACGGAGGUCGAGCCGGGUGUGCAAAAAUUUGUUUGGGAUCACCUGCAGGAUAUCAAGGAUCUCCUACAGCGGUUCUUGCUCUAUAAUAUUACCGCAAGUGGGCCAAAAAAUAUUUUGGCUGUCCCGGAGGUAGCUAUACUGGGAUUUCGCUGUGGGGCCUAUGGAAGGAGACCCGACCCAGCAAAGACAGAUAAGAUCUCUCAGUGGCCGACACUCCUGCGUACCACGAUGGAAGUACGAGCCUUCCUAGGGGUGGUUGGAUUCUGGAGGAUCUUCAUUAAAGGUUUCGCAAAGAUAGCAGAACCUAUCCACACGAUGAUUAGGGAAGGUGGCACUAUGGACUGGACCGAGGAUAGGGAAGAGGCAGCCCAGACCCUGAAAGACAUCCUGUCGUCCGAUCAGGUUAUCUUAGCAGCACCCUGCUUCAAUGACGAAGUAGGACGGUCCUUCAUCCUAGAAACAAAUGCGGGAUCACUGGCAGUUGGAGGAGUAUUGAUACAGAGAAGCGAGGAGGGCAAGGAAAGGCCAAUCAAAUUUGAAAGUAGGACCCUGAAUUCGGCAGAACGACGAUACUCACAGUUCAAGAAGGAGGUCUUAGCGAUUCUGCAUUGUCUUAAGACCUUCCAAGCAUACCUGUUCGGAAGGCGAUUUAUCCUAAGGAUCGAUCCCACCAACGUUGUCGGGGCUCUAAAGAACUACAAGCCUAUAGAUCCGACCGUCGACAGAUGGAUAGGCUUCAUAUCGCAGUUCGACUACAAGGUCGAGCGGAUCGCAGGACUUCGAAACAGGGUGGAUGGGCUAAGUAGGGUAUGCAUCACGCCGGAGGGAAUAGAGGACGUAAAACCAAUUGACGCCUUCCUAGAUUACGAAGGAGGGGCCCUUGUUGUGGAUAACGAAAUGGCCGACUCAACGCUUACAACAGGCCAGUUGUUGAUUCAAACCUUGAAAAAGGGCACACCCGCAGUAGUUGCAGAACUCAGGAAAGGACCAGUCACCACGGUCAGGCGCAAAGAGGAAAAGGACUCGUGGGGAGCAGAAGUAGGGACCAGAGAGGAACUCAUGGCAAUGACCGUCGAAGGGGGUCGGGACGUCGUGAUGACGUUGGCCAAAGCCAGAGCACAGAAGAAGUGCCAGUACCUAGUCAACCUUACUCGGGAGGAGCAGGGUACGGAUCAGAAGGAACAGGAGUUCUUCCUCAUACAGAUGUACGAGGGCGUCUUUAAAGAAAUCGGUUUGCUGCUCGUAGGGAAUAAACAACUUGCGGAAGUCAAUCCCAAGGCGAGGGAGGAAGUUGAAAAAUACAUCUUGGAUGCAAGGUAUAAUCUCAGUGGCUAUGUAGAAGUCGAAGCUCUCAAGAAGAAGACGGGGAAAACAGUGGCCGACUGGGUGGAAGAUUUCUACCUAAGGCACCCCUUCGUGCGCAGGUUUAUAGCAGACAAUGGGACAAAAUUCGUUAACCAAGAAGUGUUAAACAGGCUCAAGAUAUUGUGCGUACCAAUCAAGAUCACCGAGCCCUACCAUCCAGAGGCAAAUGCACCAGUAGAAAGAGGUCACCGGACUUUGAAGAACACAAUUGCAAAGUUGGCAGCAGAUAAUUUGGGAAGUUGGUCACAGUUUCUCAAGCAGGCAGUCUUCGCCGAGAACAUGACUCUAAAAAGAACAACGGGAUGUAUUCCAGCAGAACUCUGGUAUGGAAGGGAGAUCGAUUUUCCGAUAGAAGCCUUGGUCCCUACCUGGAACAGGCUAGAUGACGACCCACACUUGAGCACGGAAGAGUUAAUCACGGCACGUUGUCAGCAGGUCGCCAGAAAUGAGGAAGCACUCGAGGAAGUAGUCAAUCGUGUGACGGAUAGCCGAAUGAGGGAUAAGGCAAGAUGGGACCAGGUCAAGAACAUUCGGAAGGAGCCACUCCAGAGGGGGCAGGAAACAAGGGACCAGAGGGCCGUCACCACUGAAGGAAGGGGAGCCGAUAGAGCUGCCUUCAGACAGUGAUCCUAGCAGCAAGGAAGAGGGGAGCCCAGAGGAGGGACAACGGCCGGGGGAGAAUGAGUCAGUUGAGUUCAUCGACCUCACCAGCGAAGAGGAAGAAGAUGAGGUAACAACACCCACUAGGGAAGAACGGGGAAGAGAGGGGGAACCGGGUGAGAAGAAGGAUAAAUGGAUAGAGGAAUUUGGGCCUGAGUUCAGCGACUGGUUUGAUCAAUGGGGCGCUAUCUUGCGAUAUCAAUGGAUAAUGAAGGCAAGGGAAAAGU
Messenger RNA from Chara braunii, 3862 nucleotides. Lineage: Eukaryota; Viridiplantae; Streptophyta; Charophyceae; Charales; Characeae. The record is from the annotation of a GenBank genome assembly.